Molecule: messenger RNA, 462 nt
Organism: Histoplasma capsulatum G186AR
Lineage: Eukaryota; Fungi; Ascomycota; Eurotiomycetes; Onygenales; Ajellomycetaceae
Exons: 3
Coding region: 1-462 (153 amino acids)
Source: RefSeq, a predicted model, not a curated record
AUGACGUGGAUGACUAAUCAAUGUUCCAAGGGAUGGCACUUUGAAUACCAUCUACAGAACCGCAUGAAGGUCUCGACAUCCAAAAGUUUAGUUUCGGUGGCUUUGUGCUUCUAUGGUCAAAAACUAUUCCAAUGCGGCAUGGGGGAAGUGCUCCGCCCACUGUAUUAUCAACAUCGGGUGGGUGAGACCCGCGGGCUGAAACUCGUUAGCCACACCGAGUUUAUUCAAGAGCUGACUAUUGCGACUAAACGCCGAAGGAGGGACUUUGAACUUCAACGUUUAGCACGGUGGUACAGCAAUGGUGGCAGGAUGAAAGCAUCUAGAGAAAAAUCUGAAGCCACGGUUAGGCAUCUAGAGGAAGCGAUUCUGAGCUUAGAAAGGAGAAAGUCUUUGAAGCCAAACCACUACGACUACACAGACAACGAAAGGUCAUUCUUCCUGGCUCCAUUUGGCUUGAAAUAA